This is a messenger RNA of Anisakis simplex (herring worm), 585 nucleotides long. Lineage: Eukaryota; Metazoa; Nematoda; Chromadorea; Rhabditida; Anisakidae. The record is from the annotation of a GenBank genome assembly.
AUGAACAAUUCAAUUUCAGGUGAAUGUUGUGCGAAAUGUGUAACGGAUCCUUACAAUGCGAUCUCGAAACACGAACACACCGUGUGUCAAAGUGCUGGUCGUUUGUUUGUGGAUGGUGAAACAUGGCAGCUGGCACCAUGCAUCUCAUGCACGUGUCGUGUUGGUAAUGUGCUCUGUAGGGUNNNNGAAUGUCCACCAAUCGCAUGUCCAAAUCCCAUACCCGACCCGAGUAAUAAAUGUUGUCCCAAAUGUCCGGAUGAGACAAAUUCAACGUCAUUGUUGGCGCUGUCGCACGAACGAGGAACCACACUGAUCUGCACCGAUGAGAACGAUAUGGCGCAUGUUGAAGGGUCAAGUUGGAGAAUUGAUGAAUGUACAUCGUGCAGAUGCGUCGCAAGCGAAGAGGAGUCAACUGAUACGAAAAUUGAAUGCUUCCGAGAGAAAUGCGCUGGAUUAGAGAACUGUUUGGGUAUGCCGCUCACUAUUAAAGGACGCUGUUGUCCAGUUUGCUCAGGUUUAACUUUCACUCAUCUUUAUGCCUGUGAAAACUAUAGAUUUUUUACCAACUCCUUUGUAUGUUUUUAA